AUGGCGAGCCCCGCGGCUUCUCGUCCCUCCUCGUCGCCGGGGCCGCUGGGCUGGGCGUCGGCGGCGUCGCUGGCGGUGUGCGCGGCCCAGCUGGGCCUGUGCUGGGUUGUGGGCCGGGGCUUGGGCCGGCGCCACGGGAGCUCGCGGCGGGACGGCUGGGUGCUGAGCUGGCUGUGCUACGACGCCCUCGUCCACUGCAGCCUGGAAGGCCCUUUUGUUUACCUGUCUCUGAGGGGAAGUGUUGCAGAAUCAGACAGCAUAUUUGCAUCUCUGUGGAAAGAAUAUGGCAUAGCAGAUGCAAGGUGGCUACACUCUGAUCCCACUGUUGUCUCACUGGAAAUCCUGACUGUUUUUUUAGAUAGCCUUUUGGCAUUGAUCCUCAUUUACGCUAUUCUCAAACAGAAACAUUACAGGCACUUCAUACAGAUAACAUUGUGUGUUUGUGAAUUGUAUGGUGGAUGGAUGACCUUUUGCCCAGAGUGGCUCACUGGAAGCCCCAGUCUGAACACUACUAACUGGCUUUACCUUUGGGUAUAUCUGGUAUUUUUCAACGGUGUGUGGGUAGUUAUUCCUGGACUUCUGCUGAUGCAGUCUUGGGUAGAGUUGAAGGCGAUGCAUCAUGAGAGAUCAGAAAGGAAAAAACAUCAGUGAUCAAGGCACUGCGAC
This is a messenger RNA of Heteronotia binoei (common prickly gecko), 666 nucleotides long. RefSeq names its product EBP like (gene EBPL). The coding region runs from base 1 to 651 and encodes 216 amino acids. The transcript has 4 exons. NCBI's taxonomy places the organism in Eukaryota, Metazoa, Chordata, Lepidosauria, Squamata, Gekkonidae. Gene Ontology annotation, molecular function: cholestenol delta-isomerase activity. Gene Ontology annotation, cellular component: membrane; endoplasmic reticulum. Gene Ontology annotation, biological process: sterol metabolic process. The record is from RefSeq and is a predicted model, not a curated record.